Molecule: messenger RNA, 3609 nt
Organism: Apis mellifera (honey bee)
Lineage: Eukaryota; Metazoa; Arthropoda; Insecta; Hymenoptera; Apidae
Gene: D12
Product: YEATS domain-containing protein 2
Exons: 5
Coding region: 422-3370 (982 amino acids)
Biological process (GO): regulation of transcription by RNA polymerase II; chromatin remodeling
Cellular component (GO): NuA4 histone acetyltransferase complex
Molecular function (GO): histone binding
Source: RefSeq, a predicted model, not a curated record
ACUUAGGGAAAUAAUAAUAAAAUUCAUCAAAUUCUUUUAUUAUGAAGCACACCUGUUGUUACUAAGCUAACUUUACGUAUGUAUACUAUUAAUAACAUACUUCACAUAUGUUGUCAUACUUCCUUAAAAUUUUCAACGACAUUAUGAGUACAUAAGAUAACAUAUGGAUAGCUAAGCCAUGAUAUAUGUACAAAAUAAUAUCGACACUUAGAAGCACAACCCUCCAUUUAAAGGGUGUUUUAAAAUAAAGUACGGAGCACAUGUUCAUUAUUUAAGUUAUGACAAAUAACAUAUAAAAAAUUGAUGUUAGUAAUAAUGGAAAAACUUUUUUAUUACACGUAAAAUAUUGCCUAUUUACGGAAAAAUAGGUUUUAAACAUUUUUCUAUUUAAUUAUUAUAUGUCCGAAAACGAGUAUGGUAAAUGAGUGCCUUAAAAGAUCAAGAUCCCGAUUACGGGCCAUCUGCUGCAAAUAAUGAAAAACAUCAACGAAUUUAUGAAGAAAAUGCACGAACCAGUACUGCAAAGAAAAUAAAUGCUAUUAUUGAAAAGGAAUUCUCUCAAGAAAUUAACACAAAAGAGAAAGAAGUUUUAGAAAUACAAGAAAGAUUACACAGAGCAACAAAAAUUCUUCAUUUAUUGCGUUAUGUUAUUGUUGCAGACUUUUAUAAUCGUAAACAAUGUCAAAAUUCACAAAAUGGAGAAACAAAGCAAACUCAAAUUCAUCCUGCAAUAAAAGAAUUAAUUGGUAAAUCACCAAAGAUAUCUGAUAAAUUAAAUAUUCCCAUAUCAACAUCAAGUGAAAAUUAUUUUAAUACAUCACAAUCAAUUUCAAUAUCUCCAUUUAAUAUCACUGGCAAUGCUACAAUAAAAACAGAAGAAACUUCUGAAAAUUGUCGGCUAGAGAAAAGAAGUAAUGAAACAGAUGAAGAAUCAAGGCCAAAGAAAAUUCCUCGAUAUAUUCCACCGAAAAGUGGAAUUCCAGAGUCUCAAUGUCCAUCAAGAGGUAUUAGACACAAGAUACGAAAACGUAUAAUUAUUGGAAAUAUUUCAAAAUGGAUUCCCCCAGAAUGGAGAGAAGAUGCAGCUAGUCAUAAAUGGACAAUGUAUGUUAGAGGAAAUAAGGAAAAUCCUGAUAUCAAUGAUUUUGUUAGUAAAGUCAGAUUCUUUUUACAUCCUAGUUAUAGACCUAAUGAUGUUGUGGAAGUUACAUCAACGCCAUUUUGUCUAUCAAGACGUGGUUGGGGUGAAUUUCCAUUAAGAGUACAAUUGCACUUUAAAAGUGCUCUCAAUAAACCAAUGGAUAUAAUUCAUUAUUUGAAAUUAGAUCGUACUUAUACUGGUUUACAAACUUUAGGAUCUGAGACACUUGUUGAUAUAUGGAUUUAUGCAGACUCCCGAGAUUCUAAACGAAGUACGGGUAAAUUUAUAGAUCAAGAUAUUAACGAAAUCAAAUAUAAUUGCAAAGUGAAAUUAGAAAAUGACAAAGAUAUUAAUCCUAUAUUUGAUUUCACUAGUAACAAUAAUAUAAAUGAAACAUUAAAAUUAACAGAUAAGAUCUGUGACGUAUUAGUUAAAAAAGAAUCUUCAGAAGAUAUAAAAAUUAGCGAAGAUUUAAUUAAUAUGAAAAAAUUGCUAUUUUAUAUAGAACUUGAUCAUGAUUAUUGUGGUUCAAAGUACUUAAAUAGUUCUGAAAAAAAUUUAACUAUUGAUCAUUCAUUAAUAGCAUCAACUGAUUUAUCUUUAGAUAAAACUGUCAUAGUAGAGUACCAGUCAAAAGAAAAUAAAAAGGAAAGUAUUGAAAAUAAUAAUAUAAUAGCAAAUGAACUCUCAAUGAAUGGAGAUUUAAGUAAUUUAAAAGUAAAAGAAGAAUUAAUUAACACGAGUAUACCUUCGCUAAAUGAAAUUAAUCAGGGCACAUUGAAAGUAUUUCCAUUGAGUUGUUCCAAAGUUCACUCGAAUCUUCGUCCUUUGGAAAUUUCCAUUCCUCCAUUGUUUGAACCAUCUGGAAAUAAGCAUGUCUUAGUUCUUCAGAACAACAAAACGAUUCCUGUGGAUAUUACAGUUCCAUGUAUGGAUGAUAAUUAUAAUAAUGAUUUAACGAAAUCGAAGAAUAUAAAUUUAUCUGCUUCUCGCGGUAUUAGCUUAUUAAAAAAACCUUUAGGUUCAGAAACUACAAUUCAAAUACGAAAUACUAAUGGAACAAAAGUACAACAAGGAUUAAAGCUCAAAGUUUCUAAAAGUAUUCUUUUAAAUGUAAAUUCAAAUGUACCAGUGUUAAAAAUAGCAGAUAAAAAAAAUUUUAAUAAUAUUUUCCCUAAUUUCGAAAAGGAUUCAGUUACUGAACAAAUGUUAAAAAUAAAAAAUGAAGAGAUAAAAGAAUCAAAAGCAUUACGUCAAAAAAUCACUUUAGGCAAGGAUAAAUAUAAAAUUCAAAGUAAAAAAGAAUUUUACGACGACGUUUUUCGGACAAUUGAGACUGCAAAUAUUCUAAAUAUUCAAGGCCUAUUACGAUUUAUCAUUAGAAGAAUGCCCAUGAUAACUCGAGACGCUUCCGACUCUGAUUAUAGACGCUUACAUCCUUAUGCUUGUGUAAGUGAAGAAGAAUUCUUUAGAUAUACUAUAACAAAGCGAAAUGCUUGUGAAUGGAAUCGAGCAAAAAUGAUAUGGUGUUUUUUAAAAAAAAAACCAUUUACAGAGGAAGAAUUGUGGAGCAUUAAAGAAAUAAUGAUUUGGGCAAGAUUGCAUGGUUAUACACCUCUUUCUCCGAAUUUUAAUAUUCGGUCAAUAAAACAACAGAAAAGUUUGCCUAAUUCAACAAUUACUAAGUAUGUUUCUACAUGUACAGAGCCUGAUACUUUUUGUAAAUGGCUUCAAAUUAAUCCAUGUCAAUCAAAUGAUAAUUUAGCUGAUUGUAAUUCAUAUCACUCUACUGAGUUAGAUAUUGAGAUUGAUGUGGUAAAUAUUGAUGUCACAUUAGAAAAUAAAAAAGAACUAAAAAAAAGAAAAGAAAAUAAAGAAUAUGCAAAUACGAAAAUUACAGUAUUGGAACUUGAAAGGAAAUUAGAACCAUUUUAUGAUUUCGUUUGUGAAACUGCUAGAGAAAUUGGUAUUAAGCUAAUUUCUGAAGAAAUUGUACCCACUGUCGUACAUUGUGCGGCUAGUCGAAUGAUAAUGCGAGCUGUUGAAUGUCUUACAGAAGAUUUAGUCAGAAUGUCUUUAGCAAAAGCUUGGGAAAGAUGCAGUAAUAAUGGAUAUCCAAAAAUGAUAGUUUUGGAUGAUGUACGUGGAGCUCUUUUAAAUCGUGAAGAAUUUGAUAUUUUUACAAAUCACGGCUUAGGUUCAAAAUACAGAUUAUCAAUUAUAGAUUAAUUUAAAAAAAUAUAAAAUCUAGGAAUUUUAAUUAUGAUUAUGUAUGCAUGUGGAUGUACGCGCACAUGCGCGUAUGUGUGAAUAUUAAAAAAAUAUUAAGAAAAAAAAAAAUUCUGCCAUAUUUGAAAUAUAAGCAAUAAAGGUAAGCUGCAAUAUGCGCUCCAAUACAAUUCUGAAAACGGAAGCCUCGCAUAUGUACAAAUUUAUAAUUUUGAAUAAAGUAUAUAUGAAAUUUUGUA